AUGAAAGCGGAUGAUGAGAUGUUCACUGCGGAGAUUGAUAUGAUCGCCGUCUUGAUCGGUGAGGGGGAUGACAAACGAGUACAAUCCUUUGUUAGUGGGCUUGGUGAUAAUAUAUCCAUGGCAGGCUGCAAAUCUAGUGUUCUCAGCCUCGGCAUUGGUGGAAAAAUCCUUAUGCCUCAGUUGGUUGAGACCCUACGAGUUAGAGAAGUCGUCGGGAAACCAGAAAUAAAACAGACAUAUUCAGCUCCAGUGAAAAACAGACCAAAGGAACCGGAAACAAAACAGACGAUUCCAGAUACUGAAAAACAAAGUUUCAGUGAUACCAAAAAUCAACUACAGGUACCUAACCAACUAGAUGGACCGUCAGAUCCUGCUGGACAACACGAACCUACACAAAUGGAUGGACAACAAGGACCUAAAGAAGAUGAUGUACCACCAGAACCUCAAGGAAAGAAUGAACAACUAGGACCUACAGGAGCGGAUGGACCACCAGGACCUGAAGGACCACAAGGAGCGGAUGGAGCACCAGGACCUCAAGGACCUCAAGGAGCGAAUGGAUCACAAGGACCUCAAGGACUUCGAGGAGCGGAUGGAGCAGACGGAGCCGCUGGAACACCAGGACCUCAAGGACCCAAAGGAGACGCGGGAUCAAACGGAGCCGAUGGAACACCAGGACCUCAAGGACCCAAAGGAGAAACUGGAUCAAACGGAGCCGAUGGAUCAAACGGAGCCGAUGGAUCAAACGGAGCCGAUGGAUCAAACGGAGCCGAUGGAUCAAACGGAGCCGAUGGAUCAAACGGAGCCGAUGGAUCAAACGGAGCCGAUGGAUCAAACGGAGCCGAUGGAUCAAACGGAGCCGAUGGAUCAAACGGAGCCGAUGGAUCAAACGGAGCCGAUGGAUCAAACGGAGCCGAUGGAUCAAACGGAGCCGAUGGAUCAAACGGAGCCGAUGGAUCAAACGGAGCCGAUGGAUCAAACGGAGCCGAUGGAUCAAACGGAGCCGAUGGUGCAGACGGACAAAACGGAGCCAAUGGAUCAAACGGAGCCGAUGGUGCAGACGGACAAAACGGAGCCAAUGGAUCAAACGGAGCCGAUGGAUCAAACGGAGCCGAUGGAUCAAACGGAGCCGAUGGAUCAAACGGAGCCGAUGGAACACCAGGACCUCAAGGACCCAAAGGAGAAACUGGAUCAAACGGAGCCGAUGGAUCAAACGGAGCCGAUGGAUCAAACGGAGCCGAUGGAUCAAACGGAGCCGAUGGAACACCAGGACCUCAAGGACCCAAAGGAGAAACUGGAUCAAACGGAGCCGAUGGAACACCAGGACCUCAAGGACCCAAAGGAGAAACUGGAUCAAACGGAGCCGAUGGAACACCAGGACCUCAAGGACCCAAAGGAGAAACUGGAUCAAACGGAGCCGAUGGAUCAAACGGAGCCGAUGGAUCAAACGGAGCCGAUGGAUCAAACGGAGCCGAUGGAUCAAACGGAGCCGAUGGAUCAAACGGAGCCGAUGGAUCAAACGGAGCCGAUGGAUCAAACGGAGCCGAUGGAUCAAACGGAGCCGAUGGAUCAAACGGAGCCGAUGGAUCAAACGGAGCCGAUGGAUCAAACGGAGCCGAUGGAUCAAACGGAGCCGAUGGAACACCAGGACCUCAAGGACCCAAAGGAGAAACUGGAUCAAACGGAGCCGAUGGAACACCAGGACCUCAAGGACCCAAAGGAGAAACUGGAUCAAACGGAGCCGAUGGAACACCAGGACCUCAAGGACCCAAAGGAGAAACUGGAUCAAACGGAGCCGAUGGAACACCUGGACCUCAAGGACCCAAAGGAGAAACUGGAUCAAACGGAGCCGAUGGAACACCUGGACCUCAAGGACCCAAAGGAGAAACUGGAUCAAACGGAGCCGAUGGAACACCUGGACCUCAAGGACCCAAAGGAGAAACUGGAUCAAACGGAGCCGAUGGAUCAAACGGAGCCGAUGGAUCAAACGGAGCCGAUGGAUCAAACGGAGCCGAUGGAUCAAACGGAGCCGAUGGAUCAAACGGAGCCGAUGGAUCAAACGGAGCCGAUGGAUCAAACGGAGCCGAUGGAUCAAACGGAGCCGAUGGAUCAAACGGAGCCGAUGGAUCAAACGGAGCCGAUGGAUCAAACGGAGCCGAUGGAUCAAACGGAGCCGAUGGAACACCAGGACCUCAAGGACACAAAGGAGACGCGGGACCACAAGGACCUCAAGGACCUCAAGGAGUUGAAGGUAUUGGACUUACUGGACCAGAAGGUCCACAAGGACUACAAGGCCCACCGGGACCACCAGGACCACCAGGACCACCAAGUAUUGCACCUGCUAGACAACAAGAACCACGACAAAUACAACUCCCACCAGAAGCUAUAGAACAUAAUGCAGUAAAAGGAGACAAAGGAGAUAAAGGAGACAGAGGAGAAAAAGGAGAUACAGGUAAAGGAGAGAAAGGAGAAAAAGGAGAUGCUGGAAUGAAUGGGAAGAACGGUAUAGAUGGCAAAAAUGGAAAAGAUGGAAAAGAUGGGAAAUUUGAUAUACGGGUCCAUCUGUAUGUAGAGAAAGGAAAACUAAGAAUUGGCAAAAUUGGUAAAUAUUAA
Molecule: messenger RNA, 2610 nt
Organism: Mytilus trossulus (common blue mussel)
Lineage: Eukaryota; Metazoa; Mollusca; Bivalvia; Mytilida; Mytilidae
Product: collagen alpha-1(I) chain-like
Exons: 97
Coding region: 1-2610 (869 amino acids)
Source: RefSeq, a predicted model, not a curated record